Molecule: messenger RNA, 2894 nt
Organism: Cuscuta epithymum
Lineage: Eukaryota; Viridiplantae; Streptophyta; Magnoliopsida; Solanales; Convolvulaceae
Source: the annotation of a GenBank genome assembly
UAGUUUCAUUGAAAAUUUAUAUCUAAUUUAUAAUCUGAUUAAAUAAAAUACCUCAUUAUGAUUCUUAUUGUUAGUUGAGAUACAAAUGUCUGCACAAAUACCACUUAUGGACCGGAUUGAUCGGUCCGUGCUAGUGAUGUCACAUUACGCGCAUCGUGCGGAUCUUCUCUGGAAUGAUGCUACAUCCAUGGAUGAGAAGUUGAGGUGUAAUAUAUAUUGUUCAAUGGUGUAUAAAGACGGCCCGCGUCACCCAGGAGUGGUAGCGUUGAUGAAGACCGCCGGAUUUUAUGUACACAUCUUUCAACCUACUUACCUACCCUAAUAAUUUGUAAGCAACGUUCAUUUUUUUUACAAUCACUUAUUAUUCGAAAUAAUUUCAACCACUUGCUCCCAACCACUUCCACCCAUCUAAACCCACUCCCAACCACCAAUAAUUUUGAUCUAAAAAAAUAUCUCGGGUACAAAAGUGUACAGAUUCCUACCACUUUAAAUUAAAUCUAUCAACUUUUACUUUUUUCUGGCAGAUUCCCUAUCACUUCGGGAACCAAUAAAUUGUACACAUAUUUCAACCUACCCCAAUAAUGCAGCACUGUUAAUAGGAAAAAACGAUGGCUUUAACGCUAUAGAUGAACGUAUUGCCGAAGAGUGUGCGCAGAGAGGUUUUGGAGAAAUUAUAUCCAUUCACGAAAAACUACCAAAGUACAAAAAUCGUGCGUAUUGCGGCAUCAAGACAUUGGCCCAUCCAUGAUGAUGAUACUUGGAAGCACUUUUUCCCACUUGCUAAAAUAGAAUAUGAAGAAUUGCAUAUUUUUCUGGAUGCACGGAGCACCACUAUUGUCCAACCACAAAUAUCAACAUAUGGAGGAAGUGAUGCCCACAAUUGUGAAACUUUUCACAACAUCCACUCCCACGAUGACAGACCAUCAACGAGAUACGGCGGACGCUAUAACCCGCAUAUUGUUGAACAAGAAGAUGACCAUUCAACAACAUAUGAAGAGGAAGAUGAUUCAGAUUAUGAACAAUUUUCUGGAGAUGACGAUGCAACAACAAAUUCCGACAAUAAUGAUGUCGCUCAUGACACAUCAUGGGCCGAUAUUGAACUGGAACAACCAUAUGUUGAACCAGCAAAUCGUGAAAGUGACAUAAUUGUGGUCGGCAAAAUAUAUGAUUCAUACGACUCACUGAAAGAAGCCGUAGCCAAAGAAAGUAUUUGGCAAAACCGAAUUUUUAGGACUUUUGACAAACGUGACAGACCGUGGAAGGCAGUUUGCAUCUAUGAUGAAAUGUGUACGUGGCACAUUCAGGCGGGAAACCUUCUCAACACCAAUUUAUGGAGGGUGAAAAAAUAUCAACCACUACACAACUGCAGAGUGGAUUAUAAAAGAGCUCCUAAUGACAGACGGAUGACGAGCAAGUUCAUAGCGACUGUAACAUUAAACCCGUGAUCCAAGACAUAUACGACAAAUUCAGAAUCAAUGUCAAGUACAAAAAGGUGUGGUAUGGACGUUUGAUCGCCCUUAAGCGAAGAUUCGGUAACUUGGAGGCGGCCUACAAUAAUUUACCCAAUUUGUUGCAUGCGAUAAGUGCAUCAAAUCCGGGAUUAUUGGUAGAUUUCUAACCAAAACCAACUGAUCACGCCGGUACAUAUGAAUUUCACCGUGCGUUUUGGGCUUUCAAAGCUUCCAUUGAUGGGUUUAAACACUCUCUGCCCUUACUAUCUGUAGACGGUACUCACUUGUAUGGAAAGUUCAAGGGCCAUCUCUUGGUUGCAGUCGCCAUGAAUGCUAACCGUGAGAUUUUCCCUCUCGCCUACGCAAUCGUGGAAAGUGAAAACACAGAUAGUUGGUCUUGGUUUUUGGAACACGUUAUGACUUAUGUUGUCAGACCAAAUCAACAUGUAUGCAUAAUAUCAGACCGCCAUCCCGACAUCCUAAGUGCCUAUCGAUCAGUACCUCAAUUGAAAACCUCCCAAGUUUCAAAGCGGUUCUGCCUCCGACACAUUAGGAGCAAUUUCAUGACAAAAUCCAGGAGCACUGAACUGAAAAAGCUUUGUUGGCAGGCCGGGAGUACACCCAUGGUGAGUAAAUUUUACCAAACAAUGGCUCAAAUUCGUGCUAGGAAUUAGAAUGCGUUCACGUAUUUGAACGAUAUUCCACAUGAAAAUUGGGCACUGUGCUUUGAUGACGGACAUCCGUGAGCUUCAAUAAUGUCCUAAAGGGAUGUCAGACACUUCCAAUCACCGCGCUUGUUAAGGCAACUUAUAACAAAGUUGUGCAACUAUCUGCCGACCGACGUAGGGCCGGUCAGAUGUGGCGGCAAGUUGGGUUCCUCUAUCCGCAAAAUAUAUGGAAAGAUAUUCUUGAACGUUCACAGCAAAGACAUCAGUGCACUAUAGUCCCGCAUAACCGAACAACGGGAAUAUAUUCUGUUUCCAUUCGUGAUUAUCCGCCAGUAACAGUAAAUCUCUCACAUUGCGAAUGUGAUUGCGGUUUUUGGAAGCAAAAUGGAUUUCCAUAUGUUCACGCCUAUGCGACAUGUCAUUUCUUAGAAAUAAUUGUAGAUCAUCUCAUCCCGGACGUGUAUAAAUUAGGUGCCUACAUCCGUACGUAUGCUAUGGAUAUUAUGCCUAUGCAUGACGUAAGUGCGAUGCCUGAUACCGGAUAUUUAGUGAUACCGCCUCAAAGUGCUAGGCGCGGUCAAAGCGGUAGGCCUCAAAGGAGCAGAUUUACAAAUGAAAUGGAUAUGCGUCUGAGUAGGAGAGCACAAGAGUAAAAAUUUAUAUGUAUUUUGUAACGCUUUUCAAUGAAUAAAAAUUUGUAUUUCUUUGUCAUGUUGUUGUUAUAGAUGAAAUGAGUAAUGAAAUAUUUAUAUUAUUAAUUUUUGCGGGAACAUUG